Molecule: messenger RNA, 330 nt
Organism: Staurois parvus
Lineage: Eukaryota; Metazoa; Chordata; Amphibia; Anura; Ranidae
Source: the annotation of a GenBank genome assembly
CACUGGUGGGUGGCACUGGUGGGCAGCACAGGUGGGUGGCACUGGUGGGCACGGGGUGGGUGGCACUGCUGGGCACAGGUAGGUGGCACUUCUGGGCACAGGUGUGUGACACUGCAGAGUGGCACAGGUGGGUGCACUGCUGGGCACAGGUGGGUGAUCUGCUGGGCACAGGUGGGCGGAGCUAGUGGGCGCACUGCUGGGCACAGGUGGGCGGAACUUGCGGGUGGCACUGCUGGGCACCGAUCGGAGAUCGCCGGGUGCGCGCCCCCCUGGGGCGCGCAGGAGAGCGCGUUCUGGGAGGACGUCAUAUGACGUCCACUCAGAACUGGC